AUGGAUUGUGAGAAGAAGCUUGGUGCAUGUUGGUUCGUGUCACCGUCGACAAAGCUCCUUCUUCUCAUGGUGCCGCUGGUUGCAGUGGCGGGACUCGUUGCGGUCGCCGCUCCGCGGAAGUCACCGGCCGGGGAUCUGGUAUCCGCGGACUCGUGGUUAUGGAGCUCCUCUCGCUCUUACUCCUCUCCCACUCGGACUCCAAUCCUGGAUGCCGCUUUGCAGAUUCCCGUUUUGCAUGUAGAGGCCGGUGGCGGCAGGAGAGGCAGCGGUGGGUCGACGGAGGGACCUCCAGCGCCGGGCCCUCCGCUGGUGGUGGUCGGAGUUCAGAAAAUGGAGAGGGCAGUCUCAGAUGAUUCUUUGGCCCCUGAGCCCUUUGCUUCUCCGCCACUUGCAGCUAAAAGGCCACCAAAUAACACGAAUAGCGCCACAAAGGAAGGUACCUCAGACUUUUCCGUAAAUGUCGCCCGCAAUAAUGUGCCCGCUUUUAAUGAGUCUUAUGGUUUUGUUGAGAAAGCGUGGCAAAAAAGGGUAGACACUGAUUUAGAGAGGCUAGAAGCGGGGCUAAGAAGAGCUAGAUCCGGGAUUAGAGAAGCUAAGACUGGGAACCCGAUGGAGGACCCAGACUAUGUCCCCGUAGGUCCAAUGUACAGGAAUGCCAAUGCCUUUCACAGGAGUUACCUAGAAAUGGAAAAGCAGUUUAAGAUAUUUGUUUACAAGGAGGGUGAUCCCCCUGUAUUCCACAACGGUCCUUGCAAGAGCAUAUAUGCUAUGGAAGGUAGUUUCAUCCACAUGGUCGAAAUAAACAAGCGAUUCCGCACUGAAGAUCCCCGCGAAGCACACGUCUUCUUCCUCCCUUUCAGUGUGGCGAUGAUGGUCCAGUUCGUGUAUGUACGGGAUUCGCAUGACUGCGGCCCCAUAAAGCGAACCGUGAUUGACUACAUCGAUGUCGUGGCGGGCAAGUACCCAUAUUGGAAUCGCAGCUUGGGCGCUGAUCAUUUUAUGCUGGCCUGUCAUGACUGGGGGCCAGAGGCUUCCUUCGCUGUUCCACAUCUUCACAGGAACUCGAUCAGAGUCUUGUGUAAUGCAAAUACCUCCGAAGGCUUCGACCCGUCCAAGGAUGUCUCGUUUCCAGAAGUAAAUCUCCACACCGGCGCGAUAAGUGGCCUAAUUGGGGGGCCAUCGCCGUCGCACCGCUCAAUAUUGGCAUUCUUUGCCGGCGGGCUUCACGGGCCCAUCAGGCCUAUUCUCCUUCAGCACUGGGAAAACAAGGACGAGGACGUGAAGGUCCAUCGGUACCUCCCUCGAGGCGUGUCUUACUACGACACGAUGAGAAGGAGCAAGUUCUGCAUUUGCCCGAGUGGCUACGAGGUUGCGAGCCCGAGAGUGGUGGAGGCUAUCUACACGGGAUGUGUGCCAGUGCUGAUCUCAGACCACUACGUGCCCCCGUUCAGCGACGUCUUGAACUGGAGGUCGUUCUCGGUCGAGGUUACUGUGAAGGAGAUCCCGAAUCUGAAGACGAUACUCGCUAGCAUCUCGUCAAGGCAGUACAUAAGGAUGCAGAGGAGGGUCGCGCAGGUCCGACGGCAUUUCGAGGUUCACUCUCCGCCCAAGAGAUAUGAUGUGUUUCACAUGAUACUUCAUUCCGUGUGGCUUAGGCGACUGAAUGUUGGAUUGAGCGACAAUCAGUGA
Eucalyptus grandis is the source of this 1689-nucleotide messenger RNA. Its product is annotated as probable glycosyltransferase At5g03795. The transcript has 4 exons. The record is from RefSeq and is a predicted model, not a curated record. The coding region runs from base 1 to 1689 and encodes 562 amino acids. Gene Ontology annotation, molecular function: glycosyltransferase activity. NCBI's taxonomy places the organism in Eukaryota, Viridiplantae, Streptophyta, Magnoliopsida, Myrtales, Myrtaceae.